AUGAGGCGACCGUUCUGUUUUGUUUUUGCUAUCUUGUUGGUCUCCGUAAAUGCCUCGGAAAGAGUACGUAGAGGCUACGGAGGCGGCGGUGGAGGCGGCGGCGGUGGAGGAUUCGGUUUUGGAGGUGGUAGUGGUUUCGGAUAUGGAGGAGGCGGCGGUGGCGGCGGUGGCGCCGGUGGCGGAUUCGGUGGCGGUCUAGACGCAAUCCGUGAUGGUGUCCACGGAAUUCUUGGCAAAGUCCACGAUGGUUUGAACAACAUUGGAGGCGGUUUUGGUGCCAGUGGUGGAAUAGGCGGUGGCCUAGGAGGUGGGGCUGGCGGCGGUGGUGGCCUAGGAGGUGGAGGUGGUGGCGGUAGUGGCCUAGGAGGCGGAAGUGGUGGAGGAUUAGGCGGUGGAAAGGAGAAAGUUAUCUACACCAAAUCUGAUGAUGGAAAAUCUGGCGGUUUUGCCUUCACUGGCACAACAGGCAAUGGUGGAUAUGGUGGCGGUGGUGGUUACAGUAGUGGAGGAGGUGGAAGCGGCUAUGGAGGCGGAUCUGGAUUUGGAGGUGGUGCUGGUGGCGGUUCUGGUGGUGGAAAAGGAGGAUUUGGAGGCAACGGCGGAGGCUCUGGCGCUGGUAAUGGAGGUGGCCUUGGCGGUGGUAGUGGUGCCGGUGGUGGCCUAGGUGGUGGCCAUGGAGGAUCUGGCGGAUUUGGAGGUGGCUUGGGCGGCAGCGGCCACGGUGGCUCUGGAGGAUUUGGAAGUGGAAAUGGUGGUGGACUAGGAGGAGGAAACGGUGGCUCUGGAAGUGGAAGUUACGGCGGGUCUAGUGGUGGUGGAUUUGGAGGUGGUGCCGGUGGUGGAGCUGGCGGUGGAUUAGGAGGUGGAAGUAGCGGAAAUGGUGGAUCUGGUGGCUAUGGAGGUGGAUCUGGCAUUGGAGGAAGCUCUGGCCUCGGAGGAGGCUCUGGUGGCGGUCUUAGUGGUGGUCACGGUGGAUCAGGAGGAUUCGGAGGCGGCCAAGGAGGAUCAGGCAGUUUCGGUGGUUCAGGAGGUUUCGGUGGCUCUGGAAGUCACGGCGGUGGAUCUGGAUUCGGAGGAGGAUUAGGUGGUGGACUCGGCGGUGGAUCGGGACUUGGAGGAGGUUCAGGUGGUGGACUUGGUGGAGGCCACGGCGGAUCAGGAGGCUUAGGCGGAGGACAUGGUGGAUCUGGUGGUUUUAGCGGGGGUUUUAGUGGAUCCGGAGGAUUUGGAGGAGGUGCAGGAGGUGGUUUAGGUGGAGGUGCUGGUGGUGGUCAUGGAAGCUCUGGUGGUCUUGGAAGUGGGGGAGACGCUGGUGGAUUUGGUAGUGGAAGCGGAGGAUAUGGUGGUUCAGGAGGUUUAGGUGGUGGACUCGGAGGCGGUCUUGGUGGAGGAUUGGGUCUUGGCGGUGGACAUGGCGGCGGUCUUGGUGGAUCUGGAGGUGGUUCCGGUGGAUACGGUAGUUCUGGAGGAAUUGGAGGUGGACACAAAGGCCUCGGUGGAGGUUCUGGCGGCUAUGGUGGAUCGGGAGGUGGAGGAGCAGGUGGCUGCGGGUCUGGAUCCUGUGGUAGAUGUGGAUCAGGUUCAUGCGGUGGUCACAGUGGAGCAUUCGCUUCGGCCUCUGCUUCAGCAAGUGCUGGCUACGGAAAA
Messenger RNA from Brenthis ino (lesser marbled fritillary), 1647 nucleotides. The record is from the annotation of a GenBank genome assembly. NCBI's taxonomy places the organism in Eukaryota, Metazoa, Arthropoda, Insecta, Lepidoptera, Nymphalidae.